Molecule: messenger RNA, 402 nt
Organism: Danaus chrysippus (African queen)
Lineage: Eukaryota; Metazoa; Arthropoda; Insecta; Lepidoptera; Nymphalidae
Source: the annotation of a GenBank genome assembly
AUGUCUGUGGGCCUGCAGCGGCGCGUGCCGGCCCUGGACGAGGCGGGGGGCGGAGUGCCGGCCGCGUGGAAGUCUAGCGAGCCCCCGUUCCCGGCCUUCGCGCCGCCCGCGGGCUCCCCCGCCGGCCCGGCGUUCGCGGCCUCGCCGGCCCCCUCCACGCCGGGCCCGGGCCCCGGCUUCUCGGGGCCCUACGCCGCCUCGGGGCCCUUCGGCAGCCCGUCCGCGAGGCCCGGCUCCGGCGGCGGCUUCCCCCCCGGCCCGCAGCAGCACUUCGGGCCGGGCUUCGCGCCCCCCGGCUCGCCGUUUCAUCCGCAUCCGCCGCACCCGAUGCCGCCUCAUCCUCACAUGAUGGCCCCCCUCCCGCCACCUGUGGACAGGUCAGUCUACAUCAAGAUACCAUAA